Molecule: messenger RNA, 568 nt
Organism: Notothenia coriiceps (black rockcod)
Lineage: Eukaryota; Metazoa; Chordata; Actinopteri; Perciformes; Nototheniidae
Product: cell division control protein 3-like
Exons: 4
Coding region: 53-553 (166 amino acids)
Molecular function (GO): GTP binding
Source: RefSeq, a predicted model, not a curated record
UUCUGUAUGAACAGAAACUACUGGAGAUCUGGAGACGGACUCACUCAGCCCAAUGGAGGACGGAGAGGAGAGGGAGAGGGGCAUCAUGGGACUGCAAGACGACAGCAAGUGCCAACCAGGACAACCAGCCCUCAUGGACUCCCAGAAUUCCAUACCUGAAACAGGACAGAACGGAGUGGUGGUCGGUACAGAGAUGGAGGAGAAGGGAAUGGAGGAAGAAGACUUGAAGAAGGAGAUGGGGAUGGAGCUGGAGGUGGAGGCCGAGGUGAAGGUGGAGCUGUGCCAGUCAGGGCACGGCCUGCAGGUGAGCUUCAUCCGAGGCACUGACCUGUUCGGAUACGUGGGCAUCGAGGCGGUGCUGGACCAGAUGAGGCGCAAGACCAUGAAGGCCGGCCUGGAGUUCAACAUCAUGGUGGUCGGUCAGAGUGGGUUGGGGAAGUCCACGCUGGUCAACACUCUGUUCAAGUCCAAAGUCAGCCGGAAGUCAUGCACGAGCAACUACGAAGAGAAGAUCUCCAAAACGGUCAAACUGCACUCAGUGAGCCACGUGUGAGGAGAAGAGGGUGAG